AAAUAGCAGAAACGGGCCAGGUUUUAGGACCCAGCAGAAGUAAUUCCUCUCCACUCGGUGUUUGUAGUUGCCCAGCAACAUUCAACAAAACCAUACAACACAAGAGCUCAAUCUUAAAAGGAAUAGAUCAGUGAUGCCGAAGAAAGGAGGGAAGAAGGGAGGAGGAAAGCAGAUGACUGAGGAGGACAGACUGCUGUCCCUACAGCAGAAGGCCCAGGCUGAAGAACAAAAUUCCAAAAUAAAAGAAGAUGUGCUCACACAGUUCCUUAAGGAUAAACUGCAAAAAGAAGAGAGAAACAGCAAAACUAACCUGCACAAGUUGAACCAGCAGUGGCGUUCGAGCCUGCGCCAAACUCGAGCAGCAGAGCUGCGUGAAGAUUUCGCAAUACUCAGCCAAACUUUUGAGAGAGUUGUGGAUUGCAAGGACAAUGUCAUUAAGUUAUUGGUGUCUGAUCUGAGUGAAGCGGAGCAGCAGUCAGCACUUGCUCACAGGGCUCAUCUCCAGUGUCUGGAUCAUCUCCUGGAGAUACAAAAAAGCCGACUGGCAGCACUAGAGUCACAUUGGAACACCAAUGUGAAGGAACUCAGUACUGACUACAGCACAGAGAGGGAAGAAAUUUUGAAGCGGCAUCAGCAGGAAACUGAGUAUUUGGAAGCAGCCUCUUUUGCCUUAGAACAACGCUAUGCUGGAAUAGACCAUGAAGCCAGACAGGACUAUCAGAGUGCACAUGAUGACAUCAAAAACCGGGACAUUGAGGACAAGCAUGCGCUGCGUAUCCAGAUGGAAGGCACGGUGGAAGAUUUGUGGCAGCAGUUUCAGCAUGAACAUCAGAAGUACACUGAAGCCACUGAGGAUAGACAGAUUGCAUUUGAUUCGCUCCGUGCCACAGACCAGCGCAAUGCUCAGGAAGCAGAUCUGCAGAUGAGGCACAUGCAGAAAUUGCAGGGCACCAUCAAUGCUCUGCGUUCUCAUCUGAGCUCCGAUCAGCGGGAGAAUGAAACGUUUGUACAUGGCCUUCGGGCAGAAUGUGAGGAAGUUACUCAGAAAGUCCAACAGCUUAGAGCUGAGCUUUCCUCUGCUCAGGCAGCUGAAAAAACACUGCUCGCUAAUCACACUAUGUACAGCAAUAACACAAUUAAAAAACUACAGGAUAUUAUAGGAGAGGGCGACACAUUGUUACGUCUGGCUGCUGUGUGUCGCAAGCUUGAAACGGAGCAGGAGAAGGUGCUUCCCUUUUAUAUCUCAUCUUUAAAUGCUGAGGAACUGAGUCAAGAGAAAGCACAUGCUAUGGAAGUGAUGUCUGUGUCUGAGUUAGCAAAGACAAUGAUGGACUAUACAGAUCUGGAAAAGUUCUGGCAAAGAUAUAACAAGGUUCUGCUGGAGCGUUUGUGUUUAGAACGUGAGAAGAAGGUCCUAGGAUGGGAGAACCAGCAGCUGAGGAUUCUCCUCAAGCAGUACCUGGAUGGAGUCUCUGUUAGUGAUGAGGUCCUUCAGCAGCAAAACUCACUGCUCAUGUUGUCCAGCCCAUCACUCCAAGCUUCUCCAGCUUCAGAAACCCAAACAAUCACACGCAGGCCCGUCAUAGAGGCAGCUCAUGUGGUGCAAUACACAAUGUAGAGAAGUUGUACACAUGCCUAAACGAGAACGAUGUUCCAAAGACACCAUCAGACAUGCAUCAGAUGCAAAACAUGUAAAUGAUUACAUGACACUAUUCAAGCAAAUAACACACAUGUAUAUGUAACACAUUCUUUAAAAAUAUUUUGUUAUU
Molecule: messenger RNA, 1769 nt
Organism: Tachysurus fulvidraco (yellow catfish)
Lineage: Eukaryota; Metazoa; Chordata; Actinopteri; Siluriformes; Bagridae
Gene: drc2
Product: coiled-coil domain containing 65
Exons: 9
Coding region: 134-1618 (494 amino acids)
Biological process (GO): cilium-dependent cell motility; regulation of cilium movement; axonemal dynein complex assembly
Cellular component (GO): axoneme; axonemal dynein complex
Source: RefSeq, a predicted model, not a curated record